Messenger RNA from Pundamilia nyererei, 3164 nucleotides. It is a transcript of the gene lacc1, whose product is annotated as laccase (multicopper oxidoreductase) domain containing 1. The transcript has 5 exons. Bases 198 to 1442 code for a protein of 414 amino acids. Gene Ontology annotation, molecular function: copper ion binding. Lineage: Eukaryota; Metazoa; Chordata; Actinopteri; Cichliformes; Cichlidae. The record is from RefSeq and is a predicted model, not a curated record.
CGUUAGGACUUUCCAGAGUGGGCGGAGCGACUGUGCAGUGCAGGAAGUACUGAGUCAGCUGUAGUUUCUGUAGUUUUUGAGGUAUGUUGGUUGUCAAACACGUUCCUUGCGGUCCCGCAUAAAGGGCAGGGAGUCUGCGAGUUUUCUCUGCGAGUUUUCUCUGUGUGCUGAGCGGCAGAUACUUCAGCUUCUCCGCGAUGAGUCGAGCCGUGCUGGUGGAUCUGCUUCACCGCUGCUGUGCAUCAUGCACGGGCGCUUCUCUGCUGGAGGACUCGGUUUCAGACUCGCAGGUCUUUGUGCUGUGCGGGAACACUUACCGGGAGAAAAACGGCUUCGUAGACACGUUCUUGAGCUCCUGCAAAAGUGUGCACAUCCUGGACUCGAGCUCCACAGUGGAGAGUUUGUACCGUUUCAAGCAGACUUUGGACCAGCUGGACCUGAGCUCGAUCACGGUCCUCACCACCGCACAGGGCAAAGAGGUGCUGGCUCAUUACCAGAACCUCCUUUUUACGGCCCUAUACGACUUCCAGUACAAGCAGAGACCGGUGGACGAGACUUGUCCUAGUUGCAGAGCCUCCACAGAUUCGGUCUCACCUGGCGAAGAAGUGUGCGAAGAAGUGUCGACGUUUAUGCAGCAGCUUCCUGCGCUGAAGGGAGAACUCACAGUUCUGAAGUCUGCGCUCAUUCCAGAUUGUUUUGGUCAUGGCUUCAGCACCCGUACAGGUGGUGUGUCCUACAUCUCGACCUUAUCCUCCUUGAAUCUGUUCAGCAGCUGCAGGAGGAGGGACCCAGUGGCUGUGGUAAUGGAGAACAGGCGCCGAUUAGCCCUCCAUGCUGGUUUCCAUCCUCAGCCCAUGCAUUUAGUCAAGGUGAACCACGCUAACGAUGUCUGGGUCUUGGGGAAAGCUGAGCCCGAGAGUUACGAUGCAAUGGUGACCAAUCAGACUGGGCUCGUCUUAGCAGCUCCAGGGGCCGACUGCAUGCCGCUCCUCUUUGCUGAUCCCGUCGCAAAAGUUAUCGGAGUCGCACAUGCAGGUUGGAGAGGAACCAUAAUGGGGGUUGCCAUGGCCACUGUGAAUGCCAUGGUGACAGAAUUUGCUUGCCAAGUUAGCAACAUUGUGGUGGCUGUGGGACCAUCAGUGGGACCCUGCUGCUAUACCAUGGAAAGAGACCAGGCGUUGGACUUCAUGAGCAUCCAUCCAGACUGUGUUCCUGAUCCAGAAUCAGCCAGACCACACGUCGACAUCCGUCUCGCCAACAGAGUUCUCCUCCAGAAAGGUGGCGUCCUGCCCGAGCACAUCCAUGACAACACGAUGACGCACUGGUCCUGCGUGACGCCCUGCACCUCAUGUCACCCUGAAAACUACUUCUCCCAUGUCAGAGAUGGGCUUAACUUUGGCACACAGGUGGGCUUCCUGUGGAUCAAACAAACGAAUGAAUGAAUGAGUGUUUAGCACACUUACCUCAUAUUGUUGUCAGCUAAAGCUCCACAAAGUCAAUGUGCUUUUUUGGUAAAAUUACGUGGUAUAAAAAAUGUUAAAAGCAGCAGACAGGAAAUAGCUAAAAACCAAUUGUUUGCUAAUUUACUGUUUGAUAUUUACAGCUUUAAGGAUAAUUUUGCAUGUCCCACAGAUUCUAAUCUUCAAAUAAACUAGAGGAUUAAAGUUACAAUGUGCAAAAUCUCAAUACUAGAUGUCAGUACAUAGCAGACUGCAUUCAACUGAGUUCUGUUUUCGUACCGCUCCCAAUUCAAAUGCACAAUCCUAGCUAAGGUGGCUUCCAUGCAUCUGUAGUGAGUGCAGGCUGUCAGUCCACUGUUCACCUCAGCAGUAGCAAUAUGUAUUGACAUCUAUGGACUCUAGAGGGAAACUGCAAAACUUUGUGGCUGAGUCCAAUAUGAGUCAGUGAAGCUCAUUUCUGUCUGACAACGAUACUGCAGUGUUGUUGAGGAUAUCGAACUUUUUGUCAUUAAACACUGCCCUUUAGUAACACUUUCUUUGAAGUGGAGCUAACUUUGUUGGAUUCAGAGUCUUAGCGAUUAAACUCUCAUACGAUGUGAGAAUGUAAUCAAAUUGUUUAUCGGAGGGAAAAUGUGAUUUUUAGGACACUUGAGUCUAACAUUAGCUAAUAUAGCAUUAGCUUAUUGCUGUUGUGUUUUAGCCAGCUCAUUGUUAGCUGUCUGGAGGCCGUAGAGUCGCAUGUCUAAUCUGCCAUCAAUAAGUAAUUAUAAUGAUAUCAGGAAGAAAUGAACAUGUUUAUGCACAUUUUCGUGUGUUAGAGCUCUGACUUCAGCUCAGUAGGUUCCGCUGAGGAGAAAGAGGAUGACACUUGAUCCAGGUAUCACCUUCCCUCGCAUUUUCGCUUCUUUAAUGAAAACAACCACUUCUCAGAUGAUAAAACAUGGGUAUGAUCAUAUCUUGAGUCUGUAGGUGCAGACACAAAUUAAUAUUUUACUAAGCUAAAUUAUUACUAUUUUAUUUUUUUAAAUUUCACUAACUUUCAGGGAUUUCUCACUUGAACAAACAUGUUUUAUAGCUCGUAAGAUUUUUGGGGGUGAAUCUAACUCUGCAGGCAAUUAUUUCUAUAUUGUCGGAAACAGCAUAGGAAUACUGGACUGAUACAGUUUGUCCAAACAUGUAUAUUUGGAUAGUUUACCUGUAUUGUGGGUCCAAUGUACCAAGCAAACUACCCACUAGCCAGUAAGCAUUCAUCUAGCGGCUCUAAUCUGUCUCUCUUAAUUCCAACCUGAGCCAACAGAAUUAUUUAGAGAAUGAAUUGGUGGGUUUAAAUACUUGGAUAACACCUGGAACAAAUAGACCUUUUUCUUUUUAUUCUUGUACUGAAAAUCUUGAGAGAUGGUUUUUAAUGGCAUUUAACUUUAGUCAGAGACGUACAGCAUAAUAUUACUCAGUGAUAUAAGAUUUAAGACAGAACACACAUACCUUAAAGGAGUGAGGCUCUGAGCGGUGAGGCCAUUCAAUUUCUCUUGGUGAAUGACUGUAAAAAUCUGUACAGCAUAUUUUACGUUGAUAUUUCUCUUCCUGGAUUGUAAAGCAUGGUAAUUUUAGUGUUCAAUAAACUUUCAGUCCAAUGACCGGCUACGUGGGUUUUAUUAAUUAACUGAAUGACAGAUAGCAGUUGGGUUCAUCAGAGUUCAAAUCUGU